Molecule: messenger RNA, 2444 nt
Organism: Polypterus senegalus (gray bichir)
Lineage: Eukaryota; Metazoa; Chordata; Cladistia; Polypteriformes; Polypteridae
Product: gastrula zinc finger protein XlCGF26.1-like
Exons: 3
Coding region: 102-1730 (542 amino acids)
Biological process (GO): regulation of transcription by RNA polymerase II
Molecular function (GO): DNA-binding transcription factor activity, RNA polymerase II-specific; RNA polymerase II cis-regulatory region sequence-specific DNA binding
Source: RefSeq, a predicted model, not a curated record
CGACGUGAUAGUUGGAGUGCAGUUUGAUUUCACGCUGGAGAAACAACUCCCAGCUGGUAUAAAGAGAGAAACAUAAAGCCGCCAUUUACUGUAACGUCUGGAUGGAUGUGAAAGCGGAGAUGUGUGAGGCUGACAUAAAUAUCACAGAGAAAUGGACUGCAAGUGUCAAGAAGGAGGACUAUGAAUGGGAGUUUGACAACCUUAAACAGGACAGCCUGAGCAUUAAGAAUGAGGAGUGUGAACUGGGAUCAGUGGACGUUAAAGCAGAGGCUGAAGAGAACUCUGUCAACGUUGAAGCACACAAAAAUAAAAGUGUGGAGAGUGUAAGGGAAUUGUACCUUCAUAAUGGCUGUCAAGAUGGAGCAAUGACUGGGUUAGUCUCUUCUGAAAGCAGACCAUGCUCCUCUGACAAUGUAAUGUCUGAAUCAUUACAGUCUGUCACAAGAGGAAUUGAGAAACAUUCAUCUGUUAGAACCCAGAAAGAUGAGCCACCACCUACAAAGCAGUCUGAUAAAGGAAACAAACCCCACUGCUGUUCUGAAUGUGGAAAGCAAUUUUCCUACAGAAGUCAUCUUCAGAGCCACAUGAGAUUUCACACAGGAGAGAAGCCAUAUUGCUGUUCUGAAUGUGGCAAACGAUUCCGUGAAAGGAGAGAUCUGCAGAACCACACUACAGUUCACACAGGAGAGAAGCCAUAUUGCUGUUCUGAAUGUGGCAAACGAUUCUGCUACAGGAGUGGCCUCUGGACCCAUAAAAAAAUUCACACAGGGGAGAAUCUGCCAUAUUGCUGUCCACAGUGUGGCAAACAAUUCCGUGAAAGGAGGACUCUUCAGAAACAUGCUACAAUUCACACGGGUGAGAAACCAUAUUGCUGUUCUCAAUGUGACAAACGAUUCCGUUAUAGCAGUCAUCUUCAGAGCCACAAAAUAAUUCACAGUGGAGAGAAGCCAUAUUGCUGUUUGGAAUGUGGCAAACAAUUCUCAUACAGGAGUGGCCUUUGGACACACAAAAGAAUUCACAUGGGAGAGAAGCCAUAUUGCUGUUCAGUGUGUGGCAAGCAGUUCAAUGAAAGGAAGGAUCUUCAGAAUCACACUGCAGUUCACACAGGAGAGUCUGAAUGUAGCACAAAAUGCCAUGAAAAGGAGGAUAUGCAGGACUACACUACAAUUCACACAGUAGAGAAACCAUAUUGCUGUUCUAAAUGUGACAAACGAUUCUAUUACAGGAGUGGCCUUUGGACCCACACAAGAAUUCACACAGGAGAGAAGAAGCCAUAUUGCUGUUCUGAAUGUGGGAAGCAAUUCCGUGAAAGGGGGGCUCUUCAGAAUCACACUACAAUUCACACAGGAGAGAAGCCAUAUUUCUGUUCUGAAUGUGGCAAACAAUUCCAUUAUAGGAGUGGUCUUUGGAGACACAAAAGAAUUCACACAGGAGAGAAGCCGUUUUCUUGUUUGGACUGUGGCAAACAUUUCUCUGACCGGAGUACUCUUCAGACCCACACUAGAAUUCACACAGGAGAGAAGCCGUUUUCAUGUUCGGAAUGUGGCAAACAUUUCCGUAACAGGGCGAAUCUUCAGAGUCACACUAGAAUUCACAUUGGAGAGAAGCCAUGUUGCUGUUUGGAAUGUGGCAGAAAAUUCUAUGAUGACGGUGAUCUUCAGAGACACACUAGAAUUCACUCUAGGAAAAUCACUCCGGAAAAACAAGAGUCUUUUGGGACUCAAGAGUGAAGUUCAUUCCUGUCUUGAGAAGUUAGCAAACUAAACCAUUGUUGAGAAAUUAGUCCCCUGACAAAAGCCGCAAGGAGUAAAUUAGACAUGGAAGGAGUCAAAAGACACCCACCUAACUAUUCAAGUCUUCAUGAGUUCUUUCAUGGCAAAACUACAUUCUUAGCAUGAAAAUUAUCAAAAAAAAUAAAUCAUAGUGGCUGAACAUCUCCGCCAUUCAAAAGAUGUUCAACCCUCUGCCUCACCACUAGGGCAGGUGAUAGUGAUAGCAACUUUGAAACAUCUUGAUAUAAAGAGAAGAUGUCAAUGCGUGUGACAGUCCAAAUGGACGGUGUGGCUGGUCACACCACAACAGAACACACUAAUUAAUGGCUCUGUGGAAGGGCUGAGAUCAAGAAACGUUCAAGCAAAAUUCCAAUUGUUGAAAUUUCAGUAUUCCAUAUAAACAUAUUGUUUCUACUCUUUUGGGACUUUCCCUAACAGGACGACACACUGAAGAACGUCCCAAAGUGCAAUUGCUGCAUCUGUAGGAAGCCUAUCAGUUGCCAGGGCAACUGCAGGCUCCCAGUGCUGAAGUGGCUCAUCUCAAAAGCAAAUCCGAUCCCACCGCGGUCACGAUAUAGGUGCCUGACAUCAAUGGGUGACGCAAGGAACAUUAGAAUUAGAAUUAGAAUUAGAACAAUCUAGAUGAGAACAGGCCAUUCAGCCCAACAAAGC